Molecule: messenger RNA, 987 nt
Organism: Camelina sativa (false flax)
Lineage: Eukaryota; Viridiplantae; Streptophyta; Magnoliopsida; Brassicales; Brassicaceae
Product: eukaryotic peptide chain release factor subunit 1-1
Biological process (GO): translational termination
Molecular function (GO): translation release factor activity
Source: RefSeq, a predicted model, not a curated record
CAGCUGAGGACGCUGAACGUCUCCGUAUGGAUAACAAUGUGAGGAAAUCUGCUGAGCUCGCCACACACUACUACAUUAAUCCUUCAACAAUGGAGCCUAAUGUGGAUGGGCUGAUACUUGCUGCUCCAGGGGAUUACAAGGCUACAUUGACUCAGUCAGAUAAGUUUGAUCCCAAGCUUGCGGACAUGAUUGUGAAUGUGGUGGAUGUAACUAUUGGAGGAGAAGGCGGUUUCCAUAUUGCUAUCCACCAGACAUCUAAAGUCCUGGAGAAAGACAGGCGUAUAAUUGUCAAGUUGUUUGACGAGAUCACCAAGGAAACUGGCAAGUAUGUAUAUGGCCUGGAUGAUACGUUGAAGGCCCUGGCGUCCAAGCCGUGUGCUGUCGAGACACUUAUUCUGUGGGAAAAUCUUGAUAUCAACAGAUAUGUGAUGAAGAACCGUGAAACGGGUGAAACUGUGAUCAAACACCUGAACAAGGAAGAAGAAGGCAACACGGAGAAUUUCAACAUUGAAUUAGAUGUGGAGGAGAAGAUGUCGCUUUUGGAUUGGCUGGGUAAUGAAUGCGCACGUUUUGGUUGUGCGCUAGAAUUUGUAAACAACAAAUCACUUGAAGGGAAACAGUUUUGCAAAGGGCUUGAAGGGAUCGGAGCGAUACUUCGUUACCCGCUUGACCUGAGUGCCGUUGAUCCUGAGGAUAGAAAGCCUAAUCAAGAAGAUGGACCACAUUCAAACCUGUCCCAGCCUAGGCAUGCUCAUUCAAACAAAGUAAUUGGAGAAUCAUCUCUUUCCUAAGGUGGAGAAUGAAGAAACAGGUGGAGAAUGAAUCAGUCUUGUCUACAAUCUAUCAUGUCUUUUUUUAUGUAGUUUUAUUUUCCGUUGCUCAACGUAUAAACGUUAUCAGAGUCAAUUAUGUCAGUGUCGCCUAAGUGCAUGGAUGUUUUGUGUUCACUUUCUGCACCCCUUUACAGCAAACAUGACUAAUCUUGAA